UCGAGCUCAACUAUACUCUGUGUCCGUCGCAAGUGUACGCGGAUUGACGAGCCGCGUAGUCGGCUAUCGGAGGGAAGACUUUGUUAAGCGGCAGCCACUUCGACGGACACCGUGCUCAAUACUGAAAUGUGUACUGACAAUAAUCCUCAUGCUGAACCCGUUUGGACCAUCGAAGAUCAGCAGAAGGUAACGAAAGAGGCUGUUGACUAUAAUCAAGCCAUAGCCGCAAUAGGUUACGGCCCGUACAAUGUUUUACUAUUAUUAGCUGCCUUACCUAUUGCAUGGACAUGUCUAGUAGACACCACGAGUACGGCUUUUAUCAUAAACUCGUCGGAGUGCGAGUUCGAGCUGACGAUGUUGCGACGAGGCAUUGCGUGUUCUGCAAUAUACAUAGGCAUGUCAAUAGCAGGCCCACUGUGGGACUUCUUUCUACAAGACUGGAUACUCGCUUGCCUCGGAAGAAAAAACGUCAUCGUUAUCGGCAUAUUACUUGACGCUGUGUGCAACGUUCUUUGGGCCAAUGCUACCUCGUUCUAUACCUUCGUAGCGCUGAAAUUUGUUAGCGGUUUGCUAAUCGCUGGCCCAUUGUCAAUUAUCAUGGCAUAUCUGGCCGAGUUCCAUGCACCAUUGUAUCAAGUUAAUUUUACCAGGUGGGCUGGUCUGCUUGUUAUGGUAGCUAACGUAUUUGCCGCAGGCACGGCUGCUACAUUGUUACGUCAAGCGGACUGGCUUAAGUUUACGAUACAUAAUCACUUUUUCCCAACAUGGCGGAUCUACUUGCUCGUUUGUGGAAUCCCAUCAUUGUUGGGAUUGUUCACGGCAUGCUUGUUACCGAAAAGUCCAAAGUUCCUCAUUGCACAAGGACGAAAUGACGAAGCCUUGAAGCUAUUUCAAACGAUGUACAGCUGGAAUCAUUUCAAAUCGUCUUCCGAUUAUCCGGUGAAAGAGUUGAUCGUACAAAGUAAAGUAAGUAAACAAGCGAAAACAGCGUGUAAAGAUCAAUUUCAAGUCAGUAUUAAACAAAUAAAAGCAUUGUUCUCGAGGUCGAAUAUUAAGAAUACUGUAACGUUAAUGUUCCUCCAAUUUUCGGGAAUGAUUGCAUUCAACGUGAUGAGACUGUGGGUUCCCCCGUUAUGGGUCACGCUGAAUAAUUUUCGAGUUUACACUCGCGCAUUAUAUCCAACCGGCGAGCUCAUAACGAUGUGUGAAAUGCUUUUUCCUCGUAUCAAAAAUAUAGAUUAUUCAGCUUGCAAUUACACUCUGCCUCAUGUUGAAUCAGCUGUUUACGUCAAUUCCACAUCGAUAGUUUUGUCUUGCGCUGGAUUUGGAUUUUUAUUUGCUUUCAUUACUACUACGAAAGCCAGACAAAUAGUUGUUAUAAUUUUCACACUUUUUUCGUGUACGGUUGGAUCCGUCGGUGCCAAUUGGUCGAUAGACAUCCCGUACAUGCUUGUGGCAGUAGCAUUUGUCAUCGUGGCAUCCCGAAUAACACUCAAUACUGUGACUACGUAUAGUUCUCAAUUCACACCGCAGCCACUGAGGCCGACAGCUUUGGGUGUGCUGAACUUUACGGGUAAUUUGGGCGCCGCCGUUGGCAAUGUCUUGUUUGCUGUGAUAAUCUCGAUCGAUUGUUUAAGUGCCUUUUUGUCUAUAGGAUGUAUAGCUCUGAUCUCGACGUUUAUGCCGCUUAUCUUAAUUAAAGCUCCGUCUAAAACGCCGUGCAAGCCAGAUCUAGAAAAAUAUUGACCAAAUAUCACGAGUUGUUGCGGACCAUUCCAGUACAAAAGUGAUCUGCGAUCAUAGUGAUUCGUAUUAAUUUUGAGAUAUAUUGGAACCAAUUGUGUGGAUCGUUUGAGCUCGCAACGGACGAGCAGAGAUACAAAAUGGAGUUAACAGUGUGCAGCGCAAGAAACAAUCAAUGAAUAGUAAUAAGCUGAAUAAAAGAGAAUGGACAGACUUAUAAACUACUUCGAGGUUAUGCAAUUGUGAAAUUUUUUCUCAAACGCGUUCCAAAUAGUUACUAUGUUAUGAUUCACAUCGUAUAUUGUACAAUAUACGAUGCUAUAAUAAAAUUUUUAUACAAAUAGUUUUAGCAUUUAAUAUUUUUUUUU
Phymastichus coffea is the source of this 2111-nucleotide messenger RNA. RefSeq lists its product as uncharacterized. The transcript is spliced from 12 exons. Lineage: Eukaryota; Metazoa; Arthropoda; Insecta; Hymenoptera; Eulophidae. Gene Ontology annotation, molecular function: transmembrane transporter activity. Bases 127 to 1746 code for a protein of 539 amino acids. Gene Ontology annotation, cellular component: membrane. Gene Ontology annotation, biological process: transmembrane transport. The record is from RefSeq and is a predicted model, not a curated record.